Messenger RNA from Labrus bergylta (ballan wrasse), 1686 nucleotides. RefSeq names its product neutrophil cytosolic factor 2 (gene ncf2). NCBI's taxonomy places the organism in Eukaryota, Metazoa, Chordata, Actinopteri, Labriformes, Labridae. The record is from RefSeq and is a predicted model, not a curated record. Gene Ontology annotation, biological process: superoxide anion generation. Gene Ontology annotation, molecular function: superoxide-generating NADPH oxidase activator activity; protein binding.
CCUUAAUCCGAUCAUUAUCUCAGUGGACUCCUCUUCUGUCACCAUGUCGUUCCUGGACACUCUGCGUCAGUGGGACGAGGCUGUGACCUGCGUGGACAGGGGGGAUCUCUCAGAAGCACUCAGGAUCUUCCUCUCUAUCCAAGAUCCAAACUCCAAAAUCUGUUUUGACAUCGGCUGUCUGCAUCUUCUUAAACAAGAGCUGGAGGCUGCAGAAAAGGCCUUCGAUUGCAGCAUUCGCAAAGACGAACAUCUGGCUGUGGCCUUCUUCCAAAGAGGAAUCACCUUUUACAGAAAAGAGAGGUUUGAGGAGAGUUUAGGGGAUUUCAAGCGCGCCUUCAAAGCCCUGAGAGGAAACCAGCUAAUUGAUUAUAAAGCUCUCGGUCUCCAGUAUAAGUUAUACGCAUGUGAGGUUCUUCACAACAUGGCGCUCUCUGAGGCUCAGCUGGGAAACUGGGAGAAAGCUCAGGAGAACCUCGUGAAAGCUCUCGACUUCAAGACAGAGAACAAGCUCAACGCCAUCGACAGAGCGCUGCAAUCCACGCUGAAACAGAAACUCUUCAAACUGGUGGAGUUCCCGUCUAAAGUUCUCUUCAAGCCGAACAAAAAUUACGUGGCCGAGCUGGAGAAGAAGGACUACCUGGGCAAAGCAAAGGUUGUUGCCUCUGUGGUUCCUCAGGACAUCUUCUCUGGGUUUGCACCGCUACAGCCUCAGGUGGAAGAUAAUCCAGUACGUCCGAAGGAACCUGAAAUCCUGAGGGCUUUAGAGGGAGAACCUCACACCGUCCUGUUUGAGUUUGUUCCUGAGACCAGCGACGAGCUCGCCGUCGUGCCGGGGAACAUCGUGUUCGUGCUGCAGAAAGGUGCCGACAACUGGGCGUCUGUGGUCUUCAAUGAAAGAAGGGGACUCGUGCCGUACAACUACCUGGAGCGUUUGGAGAUCUCAUUAGCUUCUAAGCAGAACGAGGGCCUUUCUGCUCCUCCAACUCGAGAACCCCCUACCAGACCUGAGAGGAAAUCAGAUGUUACUCUGAGUGAUAACAACAACAGUGAAGAGACACAAACAAAGGACGCCCGGCCUGCAGAAGACUCAUUGAUCGUCAAAGUCCACUUCACGUUCACCUUCGCCGUCUCGGUUCCUGCUGGGUCUACUUACGCAGUCCUGAUCGAGAAGAUCAGCAGGAAAGUUAACCUCCCGUCUGACAGAAUCAUGCUGAGUUUAACUGCCGAGGCCAAAGACUUGAGUGUGAUCGACGCAGACACAGACAUGGCGAGUGUGUGGAGCCGUGCAGGAGGAGGACGCAUCACCGUGUGGUGUCACGCCAAAGAGGAGACUGAUGGAGCGCCUCAGAAAGAGAUUCACUUUGUGGCUCUUCACUCGUACGAGUCUUUGAAUCCAGAAGAUCUCAGCUUUCAUCAAGGAGACACAAUCACACUUCUCUCUCUCGUGAACCAGGAUUGGUUGGAGGGUCAGUGUAACGGGAACACUGGAAUCUUUCCUGCAGCCUUUGUGGAAGAAGUUCCUCCCAGUGUUUAGUAGUUUUAAUCAAUUCAUCAAAGCAGAAAAGAUCCAAAGUUGAAGAGGACAGGAACCCCCAACCAAAAACCUCUAAAGGUCUCAUAUUCUCCUCCUCUUCAGUGUAAAUAAGUCUCAGAGCUCCUCAAAACAUGUGUGUUGUUUCUUGUUCU